This is a messenger RNA of Dimorphilus gyrociliatus, 3179 nucleotides long. NCBI's taxonomy places the organism in Eukaryota, Metazoa, Annelida, Polychaeta, Dinophilidae. The record is from the annotation of a GenBank genome assembly.
AUUCGGAUAUCAAAAACUGGUUACGGGAUUAUUACGUGCUGCCAUAUUGAUUAUUGAACAGUGAAUGUUGCCAUAUUCACAUUAUUUUCUAUAUAAAAUAUGGAUAUAAAUUUUUCGAGGAAUGGAUUUCAAAAUUCUUUCCCUAAUGAAAGAUCAAUGGCGACGGGAGGAGAUGUUGAGACAGCUACUGACCCUGCAUCAAGCAGCUUUUUUUCAAAUGAUUAUAAGAGGCAUGAUGAUCUAAAAGACAUGCUGGAUAGUAAUAAAGAUAGUCUCAAGCUGGAAGCUAUGAAGCGAAUUAUUGGCAUGAUAGCAAAAGGAAAAGAUGCAUCUGACUUGUUUCCUGCUGUUGUAAAGAACGUCGUGUCGAAAAACGUGGAAGUUAAGAAACUAGUUUAUGUAUAUUUGACAAGAUAUGCUGAAGAGCAGCAAGAUCUUGCUUUACUGUCAAUAUCAACAUUUCAAAGAGCUUUGAAAGAUCCUAAUCAAUUAAUAAGAGCUAGUGCUCUUCGUGUAUUGUCCAGCAUAAGAGUACCAAUGAUUGUACCCAUAAUGAUGCUGGCGAUUAAAGAAGCCGUAAUGGACAUGUCACCGUAUGUGAGAAAAACAGCUGCUCACGCAAUUCCAAAACUUUAUUCCUUAGAUGAUGAACAAAAAGAUGCUUUAAUAGAAGUUAUUGAGAAACUUUUGGGAGAUAAAACAACUCUUGUUGCAGGUUCGGCUAUCCAGGCCUUCGAAGAAGUCUGCCCUGAGAGAAUUGAUCUUAUUCAUAAGCAUUAUAGGAAAUUGUGCAAUUUAUUAGCGGAUGUUGAAGAAUGGGGGCAAGUCGUGAUCAUCAAUAUGCUAACUCGUUAUGCAAGAACACAAUUUUUAAAUCCUAACUUAGAGGAAAAUGGGGAAAGUGAACCUGACCAAAAAUUUUACGACUCAUCAGAUAGCGAAGCUGACAAGAAAGAAGUUCCUAAAAAGACUUAUACCAUGGAUAUGGAUCAUAGGCUUCUUCUAAGAGCAUCAAAACCUCUUUUAAAUAGUAGAAAUGCAGCUGUUGUAAUGGCUGUGGCUCAACUGUACUAUCACUGUGCUCCAAAAAGUGAAGUUAACUUCGUUGCUAAAUCUUUAGUGAGGUUAUUAAGAUCUCAUAAGGAGGUUCAAUAUAUUGUCCUGUCUAAUAUUGCUGCUAUGACUAUUCAAAGAAAAGGGAUGUUUGAACCAUAUCUGAAAAGCUUUUAUGUACAUUCUAAUGAUCCAACGCAUGUUAAACUCUUAAAACUGGAAAUUUUGACAAACUUGGCAACAGAAACGAGUAUCUCAACUAUUUUAAGAGAAUUUCAAACGUAUGUAACCAGUUCUGAUCAAGAAUUUGCUGCUGCUACCAUUCAUGCCAUUGGUCGCUGUGCAAGUAAUAUAUCCGAAAUAACUGAUACUUGCCUAAAUGGAUUAGUUAAUUUACUAUCAAAUAGGAAUGAGAAUGUAGUUGGUGAGAGCGUUGUUGUUAUAAAGAAAUUACUUCAAAUGCAGCCCUCUGGUCAUAAGGACAUUAUAGUUCAAAUGGCCAAAAUGACUGAAAACAUAGCUGUUCCAAUGGCUAGAGCAAGUAUUCUAUGGUUAAUUGGUGAAUAUUCCGAUCGAGUACCCAAGAUUGCACCUGAUGUUUUGAGAAUUAUGGCUAAAACUUUUAUUACUGAGGAAGAUAUCGUCAAGCUCCAAAUUCUCAAUUUAGCUGCAAAAUUGUGCAUAACAAAUCCGAAACAAACUAAGCUCCUCUGUCAGUAUGUCUUUAGCUUAGCAAAGUAUGAUCAAAGUUAUGAUAUACGGGAUAGGGCAAGGUAUUUGAAAGCUCUAGUUCUACCAGGAGAUCAACCAUCUCUGCUCUCGAAAUAUGCCAAGAAAAUAUUUUUGUGUUCUAAACCAGCACCAGUUUUACAAAGUCGCUUCAAAGAUAGAGAUCAAUUUCAAUUAGGUACUUUAUCGCACAUGAUUAAUCAAGCUGCUGUUGGAUAUCAUGAUUUGCCCAUGUGGCCUGAAGUAGCACCUGAUCCGAAAGUUAGGGACAUUGAAAUUACUCCCGCACAUGUGCCGUCAGGAAGAAUUGGCAAAAAGAUUAAAGAAAAGAAAUCUUUCUAUAGCGAGAGUGAUGGAUCAACCACAACGGAGGGUGCCGAUUCUACAGCAUCUUCUGAAGAAGAGGAUGACGAUGAAAACGAAGAAGUGUCAGAAGAGGAAUCGUCUGAAAGUGAGGGUGAAGACACAGACUCAGAAGAAGAAGAAGAAGAAGAAGAAGAGGAAGAAUCCAGCGAGGAUGAGACCAAUCAUGCACCUAUUAAAAGCGUAGUAAAUACAUCUUUUGAAAGUCCACAACGUACAACUUCCAAACAAGAAAUGCACAGACCAAAACUUAUUUCUGAAACAACCGAGAGCUCAGAGGAAGAGUCCAGCGAAGAAGAGUCUAGUGAAGAAGAGAGUUCAGAAGAAGAGGUAGUUCCCGUCAAAAAAGUGCCUGAAAAGAAGAAGAAAAUUGAAACGAAGAAAAAGGUUUCAGAAAAGAAGAAAACAGAUGUUGUGAACUUAUUAGAUUUAGACGAUUUUGGACCAGCAGCACCAGCACCUACAGUCACAGUUCCAUUUUCAAAUACUGGUGUUCUUCAGCCCAUGAGCGGUGAAGUAACGUCUGCGAUGUCUGCUGGGUCCAAUUUUAUAAAUCCUACAACAAUUCAUGUCCAAGUAGAACAACCUCUACGAGAGCUACUUAAUCGAAUAACCGGUGAUGGUUUAUAUAUUCAGUACAGAUUUACCAGAACAUUGUCUGCUUUUUCGCCAAAGUUCACCUCGGUUGAGUUAAUUUUUAACAAUACUUUAUCGAAACCUUUGGAGAACAUUAGGUUGAAAGACAAGAAACUGCCGACUGGUGUGGAAAUAGACGAUUUUCCCAUUAUACCCGUUGUUGGUGGAGGUUCAACAAUUUCAUCAUAUAUGUCUAUAAACUUCAAUGACACAACACAAGCUGCCACAUUUAAUAUUGGAGUUGGAGAUAAACAAUAUAGUGUUAACAUAACUGCCCCUGUAGGAGAACUUUUAGUACCCAAUACUCUAACAGAUAACGAUUUCAAAUCUCUAAUGGGUAUGUGAAAAUUGCUUAUUUUUCGAUAAUUUUUGAUAUAACUAGUCUGAACAUUUUUAGG